Messenger RNA from Mytilus trossulus (common blue mussel), 2014 nucleotides. Its product is annotated as voltage-gated hydrogen channel 1-like. The record is from RefSeq and is a predicted model, not a curated record. The transcript has 3 exons. Gene Ontology annotation, molecular function: voltage-gated proton channel activity. Gene Ontology annotation, biological process: proton transmembrane transport. The coding region runs from base 320 to 1135 and encodes 271 amino acids. Gene Ontology annotation, cellular component: plasma membrane. Lineage: Eukaryota; Metazoa; Mollusca; Bivalvia; Mytilida; Mytilidae.
UAAACAAAAGAUUUUUUAGAUAAUUAAAUUUUUUUCAAUUUGUGAUAAAUUCUUACGACUUUUGAAGAAACAUUAUAAAAGAAAUGUCCUUUGAUUUAUAUCUCGACAUAGCGGGAAGCAACUACAAAGGCAUCAAAUUGUAAACAAAGUGGGUGUCAUUGACCCUGCGAAUGCGAGCAAGCAAAAGUCAGCGUGCAGAAUCAAUGAGGACAAGGAUUUGAUAGUAGGACAUUACUUAUCAAUUGCAUAGCCUUUGUUCUUAGGAAGCGGUCAGAUGUAGGAAGACUACACUGAAGACUAAAAGUAAUACAGAACCAAGAUGAAGAUUCAAAUGGACGGAUUUCACAAAAUUUAUGAUGACCUUGAAAAGGUUAUCGACAAAGAAGAUACAAACAGUUCCAUUACGUCAGACUCUGAUGAUGCGAAAACUGACCUGAAAACAUGUCGUGAGAAAGUUGAAUAUGCUCUCAACACGAGUAAAUUCCAGAUUGUUAUCGUGUGUUUAGUAAUAUUAGACUGUCUAUUUGUAAUAGCAGAACUCUUGAUCGAUAUGGAAAUAAUAACUUUACCAAACCAUCAUGCAAAUGUUGCACCAAUGGUUUUCCACUACUGCAGUUUAGCUGUCUUGUCUUUAUUCAUAAUAGAAAUUAUAAUACGCAUUUACGCAUUAAGACUAAAGUUUUUUAAACACAAACUGGAAAUGUUUGAUGCCGUUAUUGUGAUCGUCUCGUUUGUCCUUGACAUUGUGUUUAGAAAAAACGAGGGUCCAGAAAGUGGACUAGGAUUGUUGGUUGUCCUCAGGUUAUGGAGAGUUACAAGGAUACUUAAUGGCAUAGUACUUACAGUAAAAAAACAAGCAGAAAAGAAAUUACAGAGAGAAAGACGAUUACGGCAGGCCUGUGAACAAGAACUGACGAAAUAUCGUGAAUAUUGCACUGCACAAGAACAGGAAAUAGAACUGUUGCGAGGUUUACUUCGGAAACAUGGGAUAGAAGAUAUAACGAGAAUAGACAGACAGCCGAUUGUUGUACGUACCAUUGAUGUUGUUGCUGAAGUCAACCACCUUGCAUCAGAAAAAACUUCUAGUACCGAUUCUGGUAGUGAAAGGAAUUCUAGUCCACCAGCCAGCAGCUGAAUUUUUUAUUAUGUGUUAUUUUUUUACUUUCUUGAAAUGUUAAAAAUCAUAGUGCUUUAGUAAACAGAUACACAUAUGUCAUGUUUGUACAAUGUUUAAUAUAUACAUACAUCUUGCCAUAAUUGCAUAGAAGUAGAAGUAUCAUUUUUAUACACAUACCAAAUGCAUUUAAAAUAUUUAUGUAUAUUAUUUAAGAUCUACAAUGUGUCAUUGUCAGUGCAUAUGCAGUUAAAACUGGAUGAAUCAAACUAUAUUUAAACUGCAAGCCUGUUUUACUUGUAAAACACAUUGGCAUACAAAAUAUAAUUGCAUUUUUAUUCUGUAUCAGUAAUAAAUUGCUUAUUUAGGAGGUAUCCAACACCUUGACUAUAUGUAAUAUAAACAUUGAAGUGAAUUACAUACAAGAAAGGGUUACAUGCUCUACAAACAAAUCUGUAAUUGUUGCCUUUUAAGGUGGUACCCAACACUUUAACUAAAAUUAAUUUUGCUCGUUUAAUUUUAAUAAAAUUUUGACACAGUAUUUACUUUGACCCUUUGACAAAAAUAUAAAAAUUUCAAAAAAUUUGAACCAACUAUUUUAUCAGAAAAAUUACACUGGUUAUAUAGCAGUUUGACAAACACUUGUUUUGAUCAUUGAGAAGCUUACUAUUUCCUUUCCAACACAACGUAAUUAAAACGUUUAGCUGAUUUUACAGAGUUAUCUCCCUGUAGUGUUAGGUACCACCUUAAUGUAGUUGAGAAAAAGAGACUUAGCUAGGGUUGUUGUGUGUUGUGGCAAGGAUGUCCAUGAUGUUUUAAUUUAUUAUUAUUUGCAUGACCAACUUUUGAUUAAGUUAGGAGUUCAGGCCAAAGGUGAAGUUUAUCUGUAUCCAAACAAAA